This is a messenger RNA of Eremothecium cymbalariae DBVPG#7215, 1662 nucleotides long. It is a transcript of the gene DDE1, whose product is annotated as Dde1p. NCBI's taxonomy places the organism in Eukaryota, Fungi, Ascomycota, Saccharomycetes, Saccharomycetales, Saccharomycetaceae. The coding region runs from base 1 to 1662 and encodes 553 amino acids. The record is from RefSeq and is a predicted model, not a curated record. The transcript has a single exon.
AUGCUAGAAUUUUGGAUACUACUCCAAUGGAUCAUCACGGUCCUUCUUUGUCUUUUCACCACUAACUGGGUGAUACAACAUGUGAUCCUUGAUGCUAAAAGGGACCUACAUCCUGUUGCUUUAACAGAACAAGCCUGCACUGCUAGCGUCAGAAAGGAAAAUGAGACCGCAGUUUAUAGAAAUAUACUGACUCCAAUUGGUUAUCCAUUGUCAGCCGGUUUAAGUUUAAGUCAUGGAUAUCAGUUUAGAAAGGGAAACUUUGGUGAUAUUUGGUCAACUUCCAUGGAAGUCGGUAAGGGAAAUAACCGAAUUUCUUUUAUUGAUGGACAUACUUCCUGGACCUUGGGCAAUAUAAACUUUAAAGCAAAGCUAUUGAAGAAUUAUUUUACAGAAGUUAAGGCUAGAAAUGUUGGAAUUGUAUGCUCAGUUGCCACUGGUCCUGGCUUUGUAUCAGCCAUAGCGGGUUUCAUGGGCACUCUAGAAUCCUGUAUUCCUCAUUUUCUGCCUUCUAUACCACGCAAUAAUAUGGAUUUAGAUGUCCUUAUAGUUGAUUCAUGGAAUUGUGCCGCUAAAUUGAAUGGAAGUGAAGAUUGGUAUAAAACUAUCAUUGUUUGUGAUGAUAGUGCAAUGCCCGCAGACCUUCCUGGAAAUGUGACCUCAUUUUACCAACUUAUCCAUGACAUGAAUGCCAGCGAUAAUAAAUAUGAAUAUGAGCCGACGACCAGCUUUGAUGACGACAAAGAGCUAGCCCGUGUUACUAAUCACAACAGAGACACUACUACCUUCAUGCAACACUGUUUGGUAAGUAGUGUCUCCAAUUUUAUCAAACUGUUUCCGAUAAAUCAGGAGUUGAAAAAUGUAGAUAAACUAACUAUAAUUACCGAGGGCAUGAGAUCUAGUCAGUUAAUGCAGACAUUUAUUAAGGUGUUCGGCUUACUACUUUUUGGUGGUUCUAUUUCUUACUCUAGCAGCAAUGAUUUGACACAAAUUGAUACUCACACGACCCUACUAUUUUUGUCAGCUAAUAAUGCAGGACUUCGAACUAUGCUCGAUGUUUGUCCUACUGGUUUUAAUAAGCUCAAACUUUCCUGGGCUAUGUCACUUCUUAGUGAAGGGGUGUUUAGCACUGUUGCACAAUCAAGCUGUAACUUUUCAAAACUUAGAUGUGUCUACAUUCUCAAUGAAGUGAAAGAUAGUAAUCUCGUUUCAUCCUUUCCAUUAGAAAUCCCGGAAUUAAAGCGUAAUUCUGUUAAAAGAUUAACAAGUAGACAGUUAAACGUGCUUAGAUCAUUAUUUGGUUCUCGUGUUGUAAUGGAAUUAUAUUCUCCAUAUACAAUCAUGGGUCCAAUUGCACAGGGAAACAUGUACGAUUAUAGGAUUUUCCCACAAAAGGUUGAUGAGGUAUUUACAUGUUAUGGAACGUUAUCUACAUCUUUAGAGGGUAAGUUGAUAUAUACAAAUUCUAACCCGACUCUAAUGCCAUCAAAAAGGCAAGGCAUGCUGGUAGUACGUGGCUUUACAAUUGGAAAGCCUCUAGAUGAGCAGAGACUGAGCCGUGCUUUAAAAUUAACAGCCGAAUUUAACGGUGGAGAAGGAUGGAUGCCCAUGGUGGGUGUCUUUGGUAUCUGGGGGACUGAUGGAUGUUUCUACGAAUACAAGUAA